CAGCGUCUUCAUCUCGGCUGCCUACGACGCUCUUCCUCCACCGCCGCCGGCCAGAAUUUCCUGUUAACCUCGCGAAAAUGGUUCUUCCAAACGAUGUCGACUUGUUGAACCCACCAGUUGAGCAGGAGAAGAGAAAGCACAAGCUCAAGCGUUUGGUUCAAUCUCCAAACUCUUUCUUCAUGGAUGUGAAGUGCCAGGGUUGCUUCAACAUAACAACGGUGUUUAGCCACUCACAGACAGUGGUGGUGUGCGGUAACUGCCAGACGGUGUUGUGCCAGCCAACUGGUGGACGUGCUAGACUCACUGAGGGUUGUUCUUUCAGGAGAAAGGGAGACUAGAGAAGAUGAGUAAACUAUUUGCUUUUAGAGUUGGGAAGUGACAAAGUUAAUAUGGGUAACAAAUUAAGUUAUGGUGUAAUCCUGUUUUUGUUUUAGAACAAAGGAUUUUGGGUUUACAAUGACUGGUUAUGUUAUGUUUUUCAAUUAAAUUGGAUUUUGAAUUUUUGCUAUUUAUUAGCUCUUUGUGGUGCCUAACUGUAUUUCCCCAUCAA
Solanum tuberosum (potato) is the source of this 550-nucleotide messenger RNA. RefSeq names its product 40S ribosomal protein S27-2. The record is from RefSeq and is a predicted model, not a curated record. The transcript has 4 exons. Gene Ontology annotation, molecular function: structural constituent of ribosome. Gene Ontology annotation, biological process: translation. Gene Ontology annotation, cellular component: ribosome. Lineage: Eukaryota; Viridiplantae; Streptophyta; Magnoliopsida; Solanales; Solanaceae. Bases 78 to 338 code for a protein of 86 amino acids.